AUGUUGAAUAAAGUAAAGACGAAUGAUGCAAGAGCAUGCACAGAAAGCUAUCUUGCAAAGUUAUACAUCAGUCAGCCAAUAUCUCUUCCAGAUGACAUCAGCAAAUAUGUUCUUAAUCCAAUAAAUGUCGAGGGAGAAAUCGCAUAUCUUGAGAAGUACAUAGAUGCAAGCGAUGCUGAUCUUACAAGAAUCAUUUUCAUCAUUGAGGUGCUUGGAAAGUGUGCCCGCAAGCAUUCCGAAUUUAGGACGUACAUGAAGGUCAUAACAAAAAUACUUGAAAAGUACAAAGAAUACCAGUACUCUAUAUUCUGCUUAAGAAUCAUUAAGCUGAUUGUAUCAUCAAGGUUCUACACGCCUAUCUCGUUCUAUCUGAUAAGGAUACUAAAAGAUGCAAUAUCCUCACGGAAUAUUGUUGCAUCUAACAAGAAAGUAGAUUACGAUUCAAUCAAGCCGAAUCAAGAGAGAACGAAGAGCGAAGAGCAUCAGAUGUUUGUGAUAACAGAGGUAAAUUCGCUCAUCAUCAUGCAUUUGUCCACAUUCUCAAAGAACAUUGGGUUUCCUGAGCUUUCUGCUCUAGUCAUCAAUGAGCUAAAGAAGCUAAAGAUUGGCAUAUACAGAGAAAUGAUUGAAAACAUAAUUGCCUGUAUUGCAAAGCAAAGAGAUCAUGUCAUUGAGAAGAGAAGUAAGCUUAAACUGAACGGAAUCGAUGGAAAAGCCAUUGCAUUGUUUGAAAGCACUGUUGAAAGAACACUACAGUAA
Molecule: messenger RNA, 759 nt
Organism: Ordospora colligata OC4
Lineage: Eukaryota; Fungi; Microsporidia; Ordosporidae
Exons: 1
Coding region: 1-759 (252 amino acids)
Biological process (GO): ribosomal large subunit biogenesis
Cellular component (GO): nucleolus; Noc1p-Noc2p complex; nucleoplasm
Source: RefSeq, a predicted model, not a curated record